CUGCCUGCCCCACGGCGUCUCCUUGGCCACUAAACCGCAACUGCCCCCACAUUAAGACAAGGGGGAGCGUGGAGCAGAGCAGGAGCCUGAGCCAGACCAGGGCUACGUCCUCUCCCAGCUCUUCCUUCAGGGACUGACAUGGCCCGGCCACAGCUGCUGUUCCUCCUGGCGUGGGUGGCCGCCGUCGGGGAAGCCCGGCACAGGUCUGCCUGGGCCAGGAAGGAGCUUCUCAACGUCUGCAUGGACGCCAAGCACCACAAGCAGGAGCCAGGUCCAGAGGAGAAGCUGCAUGGGCAGUGCAGUCCCUGGAAGAACAACGCCUGCUGCUCCAUCAACACCAGCCAUGAGGCCCACAGGAAUAUUUCCUACCUCUACAAUUUCAACUGGGACCACUGUGGAAAGAUGGAGCCUGCCUGCAAACAACACUUCAUCCAGGACACCUGCCUCUAUGAGUGCUCCCCGAACCUCGGGCCGUGGAUCCAGAAGGUGGACCAGAGCUGGCGCAGAGAGCGCAUCCUGAACGUGCCCCUGUGCAAGGAGGACUGUGAGAGAUGGUGGGAGGACUGUCGCAGCUCCUUCACCUGCAAGAGCAACUGGCACAAGGGCUGGAACUGGACCUCAGGGUACAACACGUGCCCAGUGAAAGAGGCCUGCCACCCUUUCCCCUUCUACUUCCCCACACCCGCUCAUCUGUGCAAUGAAAUCUGGACCCACUCCUACAAGGUCAGCAACUACAGCCGAGGGAGCGGCCGCUGGAUCCAGAUGUGGUUUGACCCGGCCCAUGGCAACCCCAACGAGGAGGUGGCGAAGUUCUAUGCUGCAGCCAUGAGCGGGGCUGGGCUGCCUGGGGCCUGGCCUCCCCUGCUCUGCCUGGCCCUGACUGUGCACUGGCUGCUCAGCCGAGCUCCCUUCACCUUCUGAUACCCGGACGUCCUGCCCCGUUUAGUCCCACGGUUCCCAGGUGUUCUGUUGCUGCUCCUUGGUGGGGCCCCUGUCAGCCAGUUUAAAUAAACCACCUCCGCGUGUGUCUUGUGAGUUACUGGGGUGUGAAUAAGGCUGUGACCGCUUUACUUCCCAGUUCCCACUA
This is a messenger RNA of Tupaia belangeri chinensis (Chinese tree shrew), 1087 nucleotides long. It is a transcript of the gene FOLR1, whose product is annotated as folate receptor alpha. Lineage: Eukaryota; Metazoa; Chordata; Mammalia; Scandentia; Tupaiidae. The transcript is spliced from 5 exons. Gene Ontology annotation, cellular component: external side of plasma membrane. Gene Ontology annotation, biological process: cell adhesion; fusion of sperm to egg plasma membrane involved in single fertilization; sperm-egg recognition. The record is from RefSeq and is a predicted model, not a curated record. Gene Ontology annotation, molecular function: signaling receptor activity. The coding region runs from base 139 to 921 and encodes 260 amino acids.